This is a messenger RNA of Danaus chrysippus (African queen), 786 nucleotides long. The record is from the annotation of a GenBank genome assembly. Lineage: Eukaryota; Metazoa; Arthropoda; Insecta; Lepidoptera; Nymphalidae.
AUGUCGGAUGUUACCGAAAAUGGAAAAAAGUUUAAGAAUAUUCGGGAAACUUAUAAAAUAAGUACGUUCUUGUUGACGCUAGGUCUGAUGUACCCUAAUCCAGUUUACGACGAAAAAAGAAAGAAAAUGAUAAUUAUUGCAAUUCUAUCUGCUCUUCCUGCAUUUACUCUAGCAGGCAACGACAUCCGUCUCCGCAUCUUGAACAACGACAUGGCGAAUGUCGUUCGUCAGUCAAUCGUCCUAGUAUCUAUCACCUUUGUCAUCAUAAAAUUCAUUAUCUCGAUAGUACGUAAGGACGAAUUUAGAUCUCUCUUAGAAGAAAUGGACGCAGAUUAUGAAAGAUUCAAUGAAAUGUCUGAACAAUAUCAGGACUUGGUUGAGGAUACUAUCAGAAAGACUAGGAAGGUGGAAAAAUCUUGGUGUUUUGUGUUGCUGGUGACUACGGCGUCGUAUCCAGUGCUAGCUGGUGCAUGCACUAUAUACUCCCAGCUUUUUUCUGACGAUCCUAGACGCUACAUGGUCCACGAGUUAAAAGCUAUCAUUAUAUCAGAGGAACAAAAGUAUCAGAGCCCUUAUUUCGAACUAGCAGCUGAAAUCGCCAAUGUAGUGUACAGCUGUUCCUGGGAGAAGGUGCAAGACUCGAAGAUUAGAAGUUCCAUCUGCUUUAUAUUAGCUAAGUGUCAGACGCCAGUUCAGUUAAGAGCUCUUGACAUGCUCACCUUUAACAUGGAAUUGUUCGUCUCGGUAGGACCAGAUAUUAUCCAUUUUGUCUCCAGUAGAAUUUAA